Molecule: messenger RNA, 424 nt
Organism: Sphaeroforma arctica JP610
Lineage: Eukaryota; Ichthyosporea; Ichthyophonida
Exons: 2
Source: RefSeq, a predicted model, not a curated record
GCAGAUUCCUUGGGGCUUUCCAAGAGUCAAAGUACCAGAAAUCGUAAAAAGAGUACAGGCAGCAUCUCCACACACACCCACUCUGACUUUGGCAUGCCCGGACGGACUAUGUCUGAGGCCAGCGUUGAGGGCAAGCACCGGGGAAAUGUUCGGUACCCCUCGAACGACAGCCCCGGUGGGAGCAGUGUAGGUGUAAAUAGCGUAGGUAUGGAUGGUGUGGGUAGACAUGGGGCCAGUGCGCUACGCAGCGAGCUUGAGCUUGGGAGAGGCACGCCCAGGAGUCCCAAAAGCCUGCAGGAUACUAGGUAUGCGGAGGAGGUAGGCAGUGGCGAUGGCGGUAUGGCUACCGACAGCCAGACUGAGCCAGACAGGGACGAAGCAUCGGAGAGUGGGCACGUGAUAGAUCCGCGCAAGGAGGACGCAG